AUUUUAGGUGAUUCAAGCGUCAGUCAAGUUGUUACAGAAAUUUGGUAUUCAGUGUUACUGAGCGAGAAAUCUUACAACUACCUCUGUGCAUCACUUCGAGGACUUCUUAGCUUGAAAGGUGCUGAGGAUAUAAAGUCUGCAACAGGUGGACUAAUCAGUUUGAAUGAAAACCAUAUCGAAGAGUUUAAAGACGUCUGGAAAGGAUGGCUCGACCUGCAGGUUGCAGGUACAUCAAGCAUUCGAAAGCAGCAAUGAACGCAGAUUCCGGGAGUUUCGUUGGCAAAAUCAAUUAUUACACAUGUAUUCCUCAGGAGCAUGUUCGUACUGCGCAGAAGUAUAUGGAAGACGGCAUCUUCCAGCGCACACAGAACUGCUCAUAUGCCGAAAAUCCCACGCUAACAGGUCCUCAUUACCUCAUCAAAAAUGGACCAUUUACCUAUUGUUGCCCUAGCUACGUUUUCCCAUUUAUUGGUUGGGAUUAUGCUGAAGUGAAGAAAUUCAAGCAUACUAAAUCACUUGUCAUCAUGUAUGGCAACUACAUCGAGUCUAAGUUAGACAGUUUCAAGGAAAAGCUUUCUUCCAAACAAGUAAGCUUUGACAUUAUUUUGGGAGACUGUAUGAAAAUUGAGGAAUUUCCAAACAAGGAAAUGACAUAUGAUCGUAUUUUGACAUCUAAUCUAAUGGACUAUAUUCUUCUUCCAGAAUUGUUAAGGUAUAGUAAUUUGAAGAUUUAAAUUAUAUCAUUUAACGAUAACGUUUGUGUUCGAAAAUAGCUAUUGAAAUACCUAGAGACAGCAUUUCUUCGAAAUCAAUUAUCUGAUUAUCGUUAGCCCAGAACCGAAUUCUAUUCUUACCAUAUGAAGCAUCAUCUAGGCCCUUUACCAGAAUUAUUUAUAAAAACCAAACAAUUAUAUUUUAGUAGUUUCCAUGCAGUAAACUACAUAUUUUUGACUGCAUAAAUCCCGUUCCAACCAGGAUUUAUAUGAGACUGCAGUUCUCAUGGUCUUUUUAUGCAUGAGGACUCAGACAUAUUCGAUCUCCAGAAUAACCAAUUGUGAAAGAGAUGUGGCGUAUACUGUUUCACCCUAAUUCAAGAUUUUCAUUAUCGGCAGAUCCGUAAACAAAUCGAAAAAAUGUCUGGCCUAACUAUUAAAGACAAAAUACCACGAAAAGGGAUAUUCUUAAGAUGUUGAUGGAUUUCUUGACAGACACAAUCUCAAAAAAUGGUCGGUUUGUCAAUGAUUAGUUCCCAGAUAAUUGCCUUGUCUUGUUUGCGCAGUGUUCUGGAUUGCAUUAUCAAUUUUGAUAAUGAAUUCCAUCUAGUACUUCAGUUCACUUGGGAGAUCAGUGAGUGUUAGAUUAUUUAUAAUAAUUACAUCUGUGUUUUUAUCAGACCUACUAACUCCCACAGCUAUAUUUCUUUUUGUCACCUCAAACACAGAAAAACCGGCUCAAUCCUUUACUCACAAUUCCACCGUCUUCGCUCCUUUGAGUAUGAAGAUUUUCAUCCCAAAGCUUUGGAAAUGAAAUCUUUUCACUAAAAUGUCCAUACUUUUACCUUUUUAACACUUUUAUUCAUAUGUGUCGGACACUUUAGCCAACAUUUUAGCCCAAAAUGCACAAUUUUGAACAUAAAUUUUACUGACCUGACUGACAUCUUCCAAUUACUCAAAUGAACACCUAGUUUCUUUUUUAACACAAGUGCAUUUAAAAUAAACGUUAAAGAACGUAAAAUCUUAAAGCCUGCCCCGGUAGUUUUACGUACCCCGAAGGAUCUAAGCAGAUAUAUUCAUCUUUGAUGUUUGUUGGUGCCUGACAUGAUAAUGUAUUGUUUUGAUUUUGCUCUAGUUCCGUUUAUUUCAUUUGUUACUUUUCUUUAUGUGACUGCCUUUGUGGUAUAAAAGCAGUAUGUAUAAACUCUCCUAGUGCUAGUGCUGGCGAAGGCUGUUGAUUGAAACGUCGAGAUAAUCCCGCACGCGGCUAUUUUUCCUCGUUUUGAUCGUUUCUGGCUGUCGUGAAAUCCAACGUAAGCUUUCUGUAUAUUGUACGCCACGGCAAACGUUGCAUCCCCAAGUGUUUAGAUUUUAUAAAAGGGAUAUUUUUCUUUUUAGAAUUUGCUAUGGCAAGUUAAAUCGAGAUAAUCCUUACGCAACUUUGAUAACAGAGUCCCUAAACUGGGUGGAUUUCUGUCCAGACGCAGAUGUGAGUAUGAUGUCAUUUACCACCCCUGCACAGACAACACACUUCAGCAGAAUUGUAAUGCAGGACACAAAUAACCCAGUCUUUGCCAACGAUGGCGGAACAACCUUCAGAGAAUACUUGGAUAAUUCUCGAGAAUUAGAAGAUUACCUUCGUGCCUUAUUUUACGUGUAUCACAAGCGACAAGAAACGUCCAAUUCAUCAAAAUUGCCAAUUUUGAAAGAACUGGGCAAUGAAUUUCAGCUACGGCUGCGCGACGGCUUCCGUAAUGAAAAUAGAAUUGUUUUCUUCAAGCAAGCGGUUAAUCGACGAAGAGUAACAAUGAUAACUGGUCUUGAACGAUACAUGGAGUGGGUAGCUACAUAGAUAAAAUGACUAGUGAAAAUCCUUAAUAUGAAGUGAACAUAAGUGAAACUGAUGCAUAAAGGCAAAAUUAUUCACUACGAAAACGUUUGAAUUGCAUUAAUUUAUACGUAUAGCUAUUUUUAAGGACUUGAUUAUGAUUAUAUAUAUAUAUAAUCCCAGAUGUUCAUCUACAUAUUUAUCUCAAACUUUAACGCUCGACUUUCAAGGUGGAUUUAGCGAGGGACAAAACUUAGUCGACAUAAUUAUAGUUAUUGUAUUUUCAUGCGCUGCUUUGAAAUUUCACUGUAUAGUCACGACGUUUAUAUGCCAUCCAGCAAGUUAAAGAGAUACUGAUAUCGUUAAAUUGAAGUUGUCAAACACAUGCAGGAAAUUGUAAAUGUCAUUCUGUUGACUGGUUUCUUUUACGAUGGUUUUGAACCCAAACAAUAACAAAAGUACAAUGACUAAAUUCUUUAUUACCUCGGGUCGGUACGACAGCGAGGUCAUAAAUUCGGCUCCAAUUUUUUUCUCCAAUUUUUUUGUCGAACCGCGCGCGUAGUCGAAGAGCCUGCGGAGGAGACGACAACUUCCGGUAAAUAAGUGAACUUUCGGGAAAUUUCAAGCAUCCGCCAAAGCGAAACGGAACCCGAAGCUGUCCUUGCACAAAAUGCGUCAAAAUUGUUGAUUUAAAACCAGAAGAUGUGAUAAUUUUGACAUACAUGUUUAGCUGGAUAACUAUUCUCGAGUAUAUGUUGAUAUAAUGUACAAUACUUCAUACGCAUAGCAUGGGAAUACCGCGGCCAACUUUCACUUGUUUGAUACUGCUAAGCAUUUUAUGGAUGGUUCUUACUGUAACUGGUAGACACCUUUUUUCCAACUGUCCACUCAUUACAUUCUUCGACUGUGGUACAACUAUUACUAAUGAUGGAUAUGCAGUUAUAUGCACCCAAUUAUAUUUUUGGUACUUUGAUAUAUUUUAAAAAUAUCUGAAUUGACUGUCGUUCUGCCAUGUGCAUGUCAACAUAUAGACUGAUAACAUUGUCUGUUAGUGUUACUAAUUACAAGAUGAAGUAGUGAAGUAUCUAUGUAUAUCAUUCACUCGUCCACAAAAUAUCCCAAAUAAUGAAUAAAUACAGUUAAAUAAUUGCGUCAGUAAAUUCUCUAAAUUGUUCCUGUAUUUAACUAUUAUCAAUAAAAUGUUAAAACGGAGCUUUGAUUGACUGAUUCACCAUUUAUACUAGUGAAC
This is a messenger RNA of Paramuricea clavata, 3790 nucleotides long. The record is from the annotation of a GenBank genome assembly. NCBI's taxonomy places the organism in Eukaryota, Metazoa, Cnidaria, Anthozoa, Malacalcyonacea, Plexauridae.